Molecule: messenger RNA, 5103 nt
Organism: Paramecium pentaurelia
Lineage: Eukaryota; Ciliophora; Oligohymenophorea; Peniculida; Parameciidae
Source: the annotation of a GenBank genome assembly
AUGAUUACACAACUUAACAAGAAAGGCUAAAUCAAUUUGAAGGUGUUCAUACUGGAAAGAUUACUUCAUUUAUAUUAUUUUGUAAGUCUUUAAAAGAUAAUGUUUUAUUUCAUUAGCAUUUUAGGUGAUUUACAAGGCAUUACAUUUUUAUGGGUUCCUAUCUUUGAAUCCUAAAAAUUAACAUUUUUUUAAAAUAAAAUUAAUUAUGAGUCAUUUAUCAUAUACUUAAGCAGAAUUGAUGAGUUGAUUAAUUUUCAAUUUAAUUAAUCAUUACAAUAUUAUUUGAUUCCACUUUUGAUUCAAAUUUUGUUGUUUUAUAUACCCUUACUCAUAUUAAUUUAUCAAUAAAAGAAAGAAAAAAUACAUAAACUUACAAUAAUUAACUAUUACAUAAAGAUAAGUUCAAUAUUUUUUCAAACAUUUAUAACUUAUUUAUAUGUACCAUUUAUAAUAUUGUGUACUCAAUCAUUAAUUAUAACAUUCAACUAAAACUAAUCACUUUUCCAUGUAAUUUUUGCCAUCUUUUCUCUUAUAUUAACAUUUAUAAUUCUAAUGAUCAACCUAUUACUUAAUAGAGAAACACUAGAUUUAAAAGUAAAUAGAUUCUAAAAAUUUAAUUAAACGUUUCUUGAUUAUCUAUAAAUAAUACUAUAGAUAUUAUAAAUUUUUGUUUAUGGCAUCAUAAAAAGUGAAAUUAAUGGAUAAACUUUAUAAAGUGUCUUAGUGCUUACAAUUUCAUUUAUUAACAUAAUAUAGGUAUCCUAAUAUGAAUAUACAGACAUUAUUAGAACCAAAAUUAGUUUAAUUACUUCAUCAUUUGGAUGUGUUGCAUCAAUAUAUAGUUUAAUUUAAAAUCUAAAAUAAGAUUUGAUUUAUAAAUUUACAAAUACUGGAAUAAUUAUGAUUUUUAUAUCUUUAAGCAAAUUAAUGUUAAUAUUUUAUAAUUAGAGGGAAGAGAACAUACAAAACAAUAUUUUAUAAAUAAAGUAACAUAAGAUAAUUAAGUAUUAUUUAUCAAGACUAAUUAAUGAUGAUCUUACAAAAGUUGAAAAAAAAAUUAAUAAUUCAAUAUUAUUACAUUAAAUGAGCAAAAUAUUUGAAUAACAUUCAAAUGAUACAUAAACAAAAUCAUCUUAUUUAAAUAUUUUAACAUCAUAAAAUUUAGAUGUAUUUAUUUAAAAAAAAUUAAAAUAAUAUGUAAAAAGUAUCUCAAAAACUAAAGGAUUUGAUUUGCAUUAUGUAGCCCUAUUAUACAACUUUGGAUUUUCAAAUCUAGCAUUAAUUUAGAUAAAUUCAUUAAUUAAUAAAUAAUUAACUUAAUCAAAAUAUAAAGGGUUUUUGGGAGAUGUUGAUGCUCCAAGUAGUGUUUUAGAUAGUUCCUAAAAAUAUACAGCUCAUUAAUCAGUUUCUAGCAAAUCAUUCAGAUCUAAUACUGAUGAAAUUAAUGAUAUAGCUAAAAGAGCAUAAUUUAAAAAGAGUAAAUUAAUAUUGGUUGGUAACUAUUAAUUGACAUAGCUAAAUACUGCAAGAGCAUUAUAUUUAAAAAGUUAAAUAAAAGAGAAUUUGUAAUUUAAAUUUUAUGAGAAUAAUAAUACUAAAACCUAGUUAAAUGAAAUGAAGUAGGGAGUAGAAUUAUUUUUGAAGAAUGAAAAAAGAAAUUAAGGAUUAAAAAAUACAAUGAUUUAAUUGAUUAAUGAGAAAGUAUCUUUUACUUUAUAAUUCACAACCAAAAAAGCCAUUGAUGCAGAUUAAUUAUAUAAUAGAGCAAUAAAGCUUAGUAAAAUAUAAUAAAGUUUAGAGGAGAAGUUAUUUAUAAGAUAUUAAUAAUUUCCAAGUUUAAAAAUAUAAUCAAUCUUAGUAUUUUAUUAAGGAGAGAUCUUAAAUAAUUAUAUUGAAGCAUAUAAAUAUAAAAAUUUAACUUCAAUGCCAGAAGAAUAAUUAAUUAACAUGGAUGUUAAUAUUAAAACAGCAUUUUUUUCAAAGAAAGUUGUUUAUUUAAAUAUAUAAUUGGAAUAUAAUUAAAAUUUAUUAAUUACAAGCAAAUCUGAAAAUUCAUUGAGAUUUUUUUAAAUAUCACAAGAAGAAUCAAAACAUUUUAAUAAUGUUGAUUAUCUCCUUCCUUUGGCUAUAAAAAAUGAACAUAGUUUAUUAGUAUAAAGAUUUACAUAAACAAGUAAAUCAAAAUUUUAUUUGAAUUCAAGUUAAACAUUUUUUAAAUUAAAUAACUUAUUAAUAAAACCAUGUUAACUUUUAUUUGAUAUUCAUUUUGAUAACAUUAAUCAUUAUAAAUUUUCAGCAUUUUUUUCAGAGAGCAUUAAUUAAUCUGCUUAUUUAUUGGUUGAUAUAAAUCAAAAAGUAGGAGGAAUAACAGAGAGUUUCUUUGAAAAAUUAGGAUUAAAUGAAGAUUAUUAUAUGUAAUUUAAUAAAUAGGAAUAAACACAAUUAUAAAUUGAUUAUCUAAUCCCAAAUUUUAAAAAACUAAUUGAAACUAAAUAAUAAAAUACAAUUACUGAAAUAAGAUUUUUAAAGGAAGCAUAUCUAUUAGAAAGUUAUGGAGAGAAAAUCAGAAAUUAAACUAGAUAAUAAUCAUUAACUUCAACUUAUUGGUCUAAUCUAGAAUAAACUUACAUAUUUGAAGCUGAAAUAUGUAUUUAAUAUCAUGAUAUUUUUGGUUAUAAUUAUUUCAUUAUAGAAAUAAAAGAUGUUAGAUAAUUAAUUAAUUCUAAAAGAUCAUAAGUUUCAAGUAGAAAUAGAAAAUAAGAAGGAUUAGAAGAAUUUUUUGAAUUAUCAGAAUUAUCUGAAGUUGAAGCUAUAGCAUAAUCUCCUAAAAUUUCAAAAUAAUAGAAUAAGUUUAAAAUUUGUUAUGAUGAAAAUUUAGAAGAGAAUAAAAUAAUGUAAAAGAUUUUAUAAGAAUUGGAAGAGAAAUAAAAAGCAGAAUAAUAAUAAACAAUAGAAUAAUAAUAAAAAUUAGAAUAAUCAUAAUAGAUAUAAAAUAUAUCUUUUUAAUAGAAUAUUCUAAGUCCUAAUUUUAGUAAUGCUCCUUGGUAAGAUUAAUCUCAAAUACCAUUACAAAUACAACAUAAUAGUAUGUAAUAGGACUAUUUUCAUAAAGACAAUGAUAAUGAUAAAUCAUUUUCAGUUUACUAAUCAAAAAAUAUCAAAUUAGAAGAAAUAGAAGAUGAAUUUAAAAGUCGUAGUGCAAAGUAAAAGGUUACUACUAGAUAAAAUAAAAAUAUGGAAGGAGAAAAAGAAUAAUCUUCAUCUAAUAAUGCAUUUAAGGGUAUAAAGAAAUCAAUAUUUUAUAAAAAAUAUGAAACCAUUUUUCAAUUAAUUGAACCAAUUACUCCAACAACUCUGAAACUAUUCAUAAUGUUUUAAAUACUAACUUACAUAAUUGCAUUAACUUAUUUUAUUAUUAUACUUGCAAGUGCAUAAGUAGAUUUGAAUAGAUUCAUAGGAGAAAUAGAUAUGAUUUAAUUACAUGCAGGAAUAAUGAAUCCUCAUGAUUUGUAUUUGUAAAUAAGACAACCAAUUAUUACAUAUAAUUCAUUUUUAGUUGCAGGUAAAAUUACAAAAGCAGAAUUUAAAGAGCUUACUGAUCCCUUAUAUGAAAAUGUUGGUAUUGGAUAUUAUGAAUUCAAAGAGGGUUUUAUCUAUUGGUUAGGCAAUGAAUACUUAACUCCAUUUUUAAAGGAUUAGAAUAUAACUGUAUAUUAUAUGUUACAUAAUGGGUCUUAAACAUAUCCAAUAACUCAAAAUAUACGAGAAGCAUUGAUGGCUACAUUGUCAUAUUAUUAUGAUUUUAAAUUAAGAUUUGAGGCAAGAUUGAGUACAGCUAAUCAAACUUAUUAAGUUUAUUAAUUUGCAAAUAUUUAUAAUUUUCAUUUUUGGUUAGAGGAUUUGACUAUGGAAGUUUAUGAAUACUCAAAGAAUCGAAGUAUAGAUGUAAGCAACAAAUGGAAUAUGAUUUGGAUCAUUUAUUUAAUGGUGAAUAUUUGUCCAUUAUUUGCUAGUUUAUUUUAUUAUAGGAUAUUUAAUUCAAAAUUUGAUUAAUUUGUAAGUCUAUUUAAAUAUUGUUCAUCUUAUAGAAUGGAAUUAGAAUUAGAAAGAUUAAAGUACAUUUUAAAAGUAUUAAAUAAAAAUAGUGAUUUAUUAUUUAAUUACUAAUUUAAUAUAGAAUAAAAGGAAGAUGAUAUAUUUAAAUCAAGGUUAGAGCAUGAAUAAUAAAAAGUUAAGGAUAUCAAAAUUUAAUAAUAGUUUAAAAAAAUAUCUUUUGGUAUCAAAUUCAUUUUUGUAAUUAUUGGUUGGAUGGUGUUUUUUGCAUUGAGUUUAGUAUCUAAUAUUCAAAUAGGAGAAUAUUUGAAUAAAUAUUCAGCUACAGCAGAUGCCUAUAAAUUAAUUCAAGAUAUGUCUUUAUAUGCAGGUACACUUUAUCGAAAUAGAGAUUUUGGAUUGGCUUUUGCAAAUUAUCCUUAUUUGAGACCUUUUGAUACAGAAAAGUUUUAUUUCACAAUCAAUACUGGAUUAGAAACAAUAUCUAAAUUCUUAUAAUUUUCUUAUACUUUUGAUUCCAGUUAAUAUUAAACUUCUGAAGAUUUCUUUAACUUCUUUUAAUCUUUGUAGGAAAACAAUAUUUGUAUAGUAUUAGGAGAUUAAAAUUUAGGUUUUUUAAAAUAAUAUUGUGAAAAGUCUUUGUAAGGUACUUUAUUAUUAGGAUUAUUUCCUACAUUAAAAUUUAUAUCAAAUUCUAUUUCCAUUCAAAUGUAGAUUAAUAAUUUUACAAAAAGAGUAGAAUUUAAUAAAUAUGAGAAUGAAGGUAGUCUUAUAGUGCUGAGAGCAUUUUAAUUAAUGAGUAAAUAAUUUAAAUUAGGAAUGGUCAAUGUAACAGAAGAAUAAAUUAUAAUAUGUAACACAAUCUCAAUCAUCUUUAUUGUUUAUUCAUUAUUAUUGAUGUCUUAUUUUCUAUUUAUUUUGAUGCAAAAAUUAAGGAUUGAGUUGAAUUUAGCCAGAAGAUUUAUUUUGCUAAUACCAUCAACUGUGCUAUUCUUGGAUGAUCAAUUUGAUAGACAUGUUAGAAUCCUAAUUGCAGGAUAAGAAUAUUGA